AUGUUUUUAAUAUCGGUGCUUCGUUAUGCACUCUUUCUUCUUGUGCCUCUCUCUUUGACUUUCACCUCUUAUCUUUAUUUGUACCCUGCAUUCCAUGGUUGCGCUUUUCCUUCUCCUGAAUACGAUGCUUCAGAAGCAUACGUCAAUACACUUCGUCAACACACGCUUCCAAAUUUGUAUGAUCCCAGCAAGGUAGCACCGUUCAGGCUCCUCGCUUUGGGGGAUCCUCAACUCGAGGGUGAAUCAUCCAUACGAGAUAUCGAUUCUGUCAAUUUGCCAAAUUUGAAGAAAUUCUUGAAGAUCAGGAAUCUAGAUUUCUGGCUCGACGACCUUCCUAAGGCUUUCGAAGUCUAUCGCAAACGAUUUGACCACAUUGGUAAUGAUUAUUACUUGGGACAUAUCUACCGCGCAACGCACUGGUGGUUGGACCCUACACAUGUUACUGUACUUGGAGAUCUUGUGGGGAGUCAAUGGAUAGAUGAUGAAGAAUUCGAGGAACGUGGGCGAAGGUAUUGGAAUCGGGUAUUCAAACAUGGAGAACGGAUUCCGGACGAGAUUAUGUCGCCGCCCGCUUUCGACUUUCAGAAUACAAUAAUGCUGGGGGAUGAUGCUGCGGCAUGGAAGAAGAGGAUUAUAAACGUGGCAGGUAAUCAUGAUGUUGGGUAUGCCGGAGAUAUCUCAAAGGAUCGACUAGCUCGAUUUGAGCGCGUUUUUGGGAAAGCGAAUUACGAACUUCGAUUUCAGCUACCUUCCAACCAUAAUGCUUCUUCAAUUUCUACGACAGGCAUCCAGACGGAUGGGAGGGAUAUUCCCGAAAUUAGGAUUAUGAUCCUUAAUGACAUGAAUCUCGAUACGCCCGUUACUUCUCACGCCGUUGAGCGAUCCGCACUUUUUACAUUAGUCCUCACUCAUAUCCCAUUAUAUAAAGACGAAGGGAUCUGUGUAGAUGGACCGUUCUUUGACUUCUUCGAUGGAGAAUUCGAGAAUGGAGUUAAGGAACAAAACCACCUCUCCCGCGAUGCCUCUAAAGGUAUGCUAGAAGGUGUAUUUGGCAUGAGCGGUAGUGCGCAUGUGGACGGGCAAGGCAUGGGAAGACAUGGUAUUAUUCUAACCGGCCACGAUCACGAAGGUUGUGAUAUCUAUCACUUCAUCAAACCAAAGCUUACCAUGAAGAGGACAGAGAGUGGAGGUGCGAUAGAUACCCAGAAGCCAAACAUCUACAUGAUGGGGGAUUUUGCUGGAAAUGCGGGGUUACUGAGUUUAUGGUUCGACGAAGAAAGUUGGGAAUGGCAAUUUGAAUUUGUAAAUUGUGGAUUGGGUACUCAGCAUAUUUGGUGGUUCGUGCAUAUUUUGGAUUUCAUCACGGCGAUUGUAAGCAUAGUUUAUGGUGUUUGGCUCGCGGUCUUUAAGGCUCGCUCAAUUUUGGGGCUGUGCGAGAAUGGGAAGAAGAAUGGGAAAAAGGAUAAGAAAGUAACCUUCGAAAUGACACCAGAUACUGGUACUGAGCCAGAGAAGUCAAGGGGCGGAACUGACAAUGGUAAUAGAGAAGUUAAAGGGGGUGUCAACAGGAGUCGCAAAUGA
Molecule: messenger RNA, 1581 nt
Organism: Botrytis sinoallii
Lineage: Eukaryota; Fungi; Ascomycota; Leotiomycetes; Helotiales; Sclerotiniaceae
Exons: 4
Coding region: 1-1581 (526 amino acids)
Biological process (GO): GPI anchor biosynthetic process
Cellular component (GO): endoplasmic reticulum
Source: RefSeq, a predicted model, not a curated record